Molecule: messenger RNA, 4086 nt
Organism: Amphiprion ocellaris (clown anemonefish)
Lineage: Eukaryota; Metazoa; Chordata; Actinopteri; Pomacentridae
Product: extracellular calcium-sensing receptor-like
Exons: 10
Coding region: 156-3008 (950 amino acids)
Biological process (GO): G protein-coupled receptor signaling pathway
Cellular component (GO): membrane
Molecular function (GO): G protein-coupled receptor activity
Source: RefSeq, a predicted model, not a curated record
UCUCUGUAGUGCUAAUGCAAAGAAGAUACAGUACUUAAAAACUGAAUUCUUAUUAACUUGAUACAUGAGAUGGAUGAGAUACUUUUCAAAUAAUUGGCUUGAUCUUAACAAUGAUGCAAUCUAAACUGACCUUACUUGUGUCACCACACUUUUAAAUGUGUAUAGAUAUUGUGUUUGAUUGCUUUUUCCUGAUAAGUUCAGUGUUGUUUGUCAGUCUAAAUGGAUUUGCUGUUCAUAUGGGUUAUCCAGAGGUCUCUUGUUUAACCAUACAUUUACAUUCAGUGUAUAUGGUGACUUUUUUUAAAGAAAGGAUGAGCAAUUUUUGGGUGAGCCCACUUGAGCCCAGUGUUUCAUGGAGAACAACCAAGCUUAUGCUGUUGAGUCUCCUGUGGAUUUUUCCUCACUACUCCCACCAAGACCAGAGCCUACAAUGUGAAUUAAUUCCCGAUGUCAUGUCACUGCCUGUGCUGGAGCAAAAAGGGGACAUCAUCUUGGGGGGACUGUUCUCUCUUCAUGACAUGGUGGUGGAGCCCAGUCUGUCUUUCACCUCGAUGCCUCCUCCGACACAAUGCACCAGAUUUAAUUUUAGAACUUUCCGUUGGAUGCAAACUAUGAUUUUUGCCAUCAAGGAGAUCAACAGAGAUGGCAAACUCCUUCCCAACAUCACACUGGGGUAUAAGAUCUAUGAUUCAUGCAGUACACCCCAUCAGGCUCUGAAGGCUGCUGUGGAGUUAAUGGGAAGUGAGAAAGGUUCUGGGAUUGAGGGGAAGUUGCAGAGCAAAGGCACCUGUAAUGGAACUGUACCAGUGGUGAUUGGAGACGGAGGCUCUACUCAGUCUCUCGUAGUGGCUCGUUUCCUGGGAGUCUUCCAUGUGCCACAGGUCAGCUAUUUCUCCAGCUGUGCCUGUCUCAGUGACAAAAAGGAGUUUCCUGCCUUUUUAAGGACCAUGCCCAGUGACUUCUUUCAGGUAUAUGCACUGAUACAACUUGUCAAGCAUUUUGGCUGGACGUGGGUGGGUGUGAUUGCAGGAGAUGAUGCAUAUGGUCGUGGUGGCGCAAGCAUCUUUGCAGAUGAGGUUAGAAAAUUAGGUGCUUGCGUUGCCCUUCAUGAGAUCAUCCCGAAGAACCGAGCACAAACUGCCAUUUCAUCUAUCGUCUCAAACAUCCGCUCUUCACAGGCUCGGGUGAUUCUUGUGUUUGCUGUUGAACAAGAUGCAGCAGCGUUGUUUGAUGAAGCACUCAGAGGGGGUCUCACUGGGAUACAGUGGCUGGCCAGUGAGGCUUGGAGCACAGCUGCUGUCCUUUCCACCCCCAGAAAAUACCACCACAUCCUCCAGGGUUCUAUGGGAUUUGCCAUUCGGCGAGCACACAUCCCUGGAUUGCAAGACUUUCUGCUUCAGUUGAAUCCCUCAGGCCCAGAUGCUCAUGAAGAUCCCUUCCUGGUGCCCUUUUGGGAAGAGGUGUUUCAGUGCAGCCUGGGUGUGUGGGCUAAAGGUCAGCUAAAUAAUGUUGAAGGUAAACCUCCAUGCUCAGGAACAGAGGAGCUGGAGAGCAUAACAAAUAUCUAUUCAGAUGUGUCACAGCUAAGGAUUUCCUACAAUGUAUACAAAGCUGUGUAUGCCAUUGCACAUGCACUCAAAGCUAUGAGAAGCUGUGUAAAAGGAAAAGGACCCUUUUCUCAGCAGGCUUGUCCAGACUUAGACAAUAUAGAGCCAUGGCAGCUUCUUCAUUACAUAAAACAGGUGGCACACGUGAACUCAUUUGGUGAUGAAAUCAAGUUUGAUGAGAACGGUGACCCUGCAGCCAUGUAUGACCUGGUUAACUGGCAACUGAGAUCAAAUGGAGAAAUGGAGUUUGUCACUAUUGGCAAAUUUGAUGAGACAACCACAACUGAAAGCCAAAAACUUCAGAUCCAGGAACAUAAUAUUCUUUGGAACGGCAAUCAAACCAAAGUUCCCUUGUCAGUAUGCAGCAGCAUUUGUCCCCCAGGUACCCGGAAGGCAAUCAGACCUAACUUCCCUGUCUGCUGCCAUGAUUGUGUGGUUUGUACAGCUGGGGAGAUUAGCAAUCAGACUGAUGCCAUAGAGUGUGUGCGCUGCCUGCCAGAGUUCUGGUCCAACCCUGAGAGGACUGUAUGCAUCCCCAAACAGCUGGAGUUCCUCUCCUUUAGUGAUGCCAUUGGCAUUACUGUGACGGCUAUUUCCCUCAUUGGCUCCCUCAUCACCUGUGUUGUGGCCUUCAUAUUCUCCUGUCACAGAACCACCCCCAUUGUCAGGGCCAACAACUCUGAGCUGAGUUUCCUGCUGCUCUUCUCCUUGACUCUGUGUUUCCUGUGUUCUCUGACCUUCGUCGGUCUGCCCUCUGAGUGGUCCUGCAUGCUGCGACACACAGCAUUCGGCAUCACCUUUGUCCUCUGUAUCUCUUGCAUUCUGGGAAAAACAAUAGUGGUGCUAAUUGCCUUCAAGGCGACACUCCCAGGCAGUAAUGUUAUGAAAUGGUUUGGUCCUGUGCAACAAAAGGCAAUAAUUGCCUUUUGUACACUUGUCCAGGUCAUCAUCUGUACAGUGUGGCUGGUUGUAUCUCCUCCAACUCCACGCAAACUGAUGCCACGUGAGAGCGCUAUUGUGAUUCUCUUGUGUGAUGAAGGUUCACAUAUAGCAUUUGCUCUGGUCCUGGGCUACAUUGGCUUGCUGGCCUGCCUCUGUCUUCUCCUGGCCUUCCUGGCGAGAAAACUUCCGGACAACUUCAACGAGGCCAGACUUAUCACCUUCAGUAUGCUCAUUUUUUGUGCUGUGUGGGUUGCAUUCAUUCCUGCCUACAUAAGCUCUCCAGGGAAGUAUGCCACAGUUACAGAGGUGUUUGCUAUUUUGGCCUCCAGCUAUGGACUGCUGGGAUGCAUUUUUGCUCCAAAGUGCUACAUAAUCCUACUAAAGCCAGAGAAGAACACUAGGAAAUACCUGAUGUCCAAAGCUACUACUGACAAAUUUAAGGAGACCAUGUUCAUUUGAUGCAUGUUCUUUGCAAUUCCACACUUUUCCAACUGAUUAAAACAUUUUUUAAAAAAUAAAAAUGUGGAUGCUUGUGGGGGAAAAUACAUGGAAAUGGUGUCAGAGAAACCUGACCACCAGAUGGUAGUAGUGUGCUGUCAAUACUAUCUUAGGUCAUUUAUCAUAUCCCAUCAGGAAAUACAUAACCUUGCUGUCACACACCUUUAUUCUUAUAAAUAACUUUCCCCACUGUCUUUGUAAGCAAACACCACCAAACCCAAUUCUUAACGCGUGAAACUUCAACAUCAUUCACCAUCAUGCAAUGUACAGUAUGCAGAGCUAUGUGCUUUUUUUUUUUUUUUUUUUUUUUUUUUUAAAUCAAAUGGAUUUUCUUCCCAGCUACGUAUGUGACACCCCUGUGAUGCCCUCUGUGGAAAUGUGAAGUACAGAUCAGUGCUGGAUUUGGCAGAUGUGUUCCUGCUGAUUUGACCUGAGAUAGAAUGAUGAGGCCCAGAGUUUCUGAGGUAUGCUCUGUAGAAAUCCCAGCUGUCAUUGGUUAAUUAAACCCUCAUACUCCAGAGGCCUUUACAUAUAAACAUCACGCCUGGCUGUUCCCUAUAAUAACAAACUAAAACGUUAGACAUUUUCCUGGCUCCCCCAGCUGCUCUCAGGCUAACAUUGAUUAUCCAGCACUGAUUGAUCUGUUGUUCCUCCCUGGGCAGAGGAAUACAUCGAGAGAUGGAGAGACGGCGUGUCUCUGACGUCCAUCAGGGACAGGCGGGAGGAACAGGGAGGUGGGAGUGGCAGAUGGUCCAAAGUGUUUUAUUGACUCCGUAUUACUUGAUUUACAUUUAUUUCAACCCUUCGUUCUACUUCGUCUUUGCAUUUGUACCCCUUGUCUGGCCUCCUCUGCAGCACUGCAAAUUUCAAUAACUGUAAGGCAGCGGAUUGAUUUCUCCUCAUAGUGUGCUGCCUGUCUGAUUAAUUUUAAACCAUAAUCUUUAAAAUCACAGCACUAUUUGCUUGAUUUAAUUAAGGAAACCAGAAUAGAUCAUUUCCAUUUGAGGGUUAAAUAAUUAAUUUGGUAUGAGAAAACACU